Molecule: messenger RNA, 1662 nt
Organism: Lachancea dasiensis
Lineage: Eukaryota; Fungi; Ascomycota; Saccharomycetes; Saccharomycetales; Saccharomycetaceae
Source: the annotation of a GenBank genome assembly
AUGGCCUCCACCAGAAUUGUUUUACGUCCAAUAACCCAUGUGGCAAAAUUGGGCCUUCGGACGGGCCUUUCGCAACCACCAGUAGGCAUAGCAUUCAACCAAACACGAUGGAACUCUGCAAGUACGAAAUCGUCCACGGAUCCAGCAAAAACCAUUGCGAAUGCUUCGAGCGUCGAAGGGUCCAGUAGAUCAACAAGCGCAGCGGCAACGGCCAACGCAAAACCCAAGCCCAAAGAACCGCUCAUGCAGAGAAUCAAACAUGAGAUCAGACAUUACGUCAAUGGAACAAAGCUGUUGGGCUACGAAAUCAAGAUCUCAACUAAGCUGCUAUUCAAGCUUGUUGAGGGGUACGAGCUCUCGAGACGUGAGAAAAAUCAGCUUAAGAGGACGAUGGGGGAUGUUUUCCGCCUGGUACCAUUCAGUGCCUUCUUGAUCAUCCCAUUUGCAGAAUUGCUACUUCCCGUGGCGCUGAAAAUAUUUCCAAGCUUACUACCCUCCACCUACGAGUCCGGCAGCGCCAAGCAAUUGAAAAAGCAGGAGUUGAACGACGUCAGGCAAAAGACCUCCAAUUUUUUACAAGAAACCCUGGAGGAAUCAUCCUUGAUCAGUUACAACUCGAUUGAGACCGCCGAGAAGAAAAAGAAGUUUUUGAACUUCUUCAAGAAACUCAACUCCCCUAAGGAUGGGAACAACAACGUUUUUACGCACGAUGAGAUCGUAACUGUGGCUCAAAUGUUCAAGAACGAUAGCGUCUUGGACAACUUGUCCCGCCCUCAGCUGGUAGCGAUUGCCAAAUACAUGUCGUUAAGGCCCUUCGGUAAUGACAACUUGCUACGCUACCAAAUCCGUUACAACCUGAAGACGAUCAUGGAGGAUGAUAAGAUUGUUGACUACGAAGGCGCCGAAGCGCUAUCCAAUGAGGAGCUUUACCAGGCCUGCAUUUCUCGAGGUAUCAAGACUUUUGGCGUCAAACGCGAGGAUUUGAUUGAAAACAUGAACAUGUGGUUGGAGUUGAGAUUGAGACAUAAGGUACCAAGCGUGCUGAUGAUCCUCAGCAGUGCAUACACUUUUGGUGGUCUUCAACUGGAUGACGUCAGUGCUCACUCUACGUCUGCCGCAAAGGUCGACGACACCAAGUUCAACAAGCUAAUGGAUCUCUAUUACGAUGGUAUCCUGCAGGUGUUGUCUUCAAUUCCAGAUCCAGUGUACAAUGUAGCCAAGUUGGACGUCAGCGAGUCUAAGGAGCAAAAAUCUGCUGCUGAAGAAGAACAAGAAGCCAAGACAAACGAAGCAGCUACCACGAUCCAAGGUACCGAAGCUCUUCAAACGUCCGCGGCAGAAGGUUCUUCAGUGACCACCACCGAAGGAGGUGCCGCAGCUGAAACGAAGACCGAAAAAGAACCACAGACACCUAAGGUUGAAGCACAAAGAGAAGAAGAAGAAGAAGAAGACACUGACAUUCGUCGCUCAGAUGACAACGAGUUUAAGCUCAACGUUUUGAAAGAACAGGAAGCGUUGAUCAAAAAGGAAGAAGAGGAGGCUAGACUAAGAACAACAUCAAGGCAGGCAAUUGAAGACGACAUCGUGUUGGAUGAGGAUGCUUCCAAGCCUCCUGUUCCAAUCAAGGACGCUGCUGAGAUAUCACUUACCAAAAAAGAUUAA